Messenger RNA from Salvia miltiorrhiza (redroot sage), 1681 nucleotides. RefSeq lists its product as uncharacterized. The coding region runs from base 178 to 1518 and encodes 446 amino acids. Gene Ontology annotation, biological process: defense response. The record is from RefSeq and is a predicted model, not a curated record. Lineage: Eukaryota; Viridiplantae; Streptophyta; Magnoliopsida; Lamiales; Lamiaceae. The transcript is spliced from 2 exons.
AAGUGCAUACACCAAUUCAAUCUUACAGAAUCUCUUUAGUUUUGAUUAUAUGUUAUAUAUACAUAAGCAACAUUAGUAAAAUUAUUUAAUACUAUAAACAUAGAGAAUUGAACGUAGGGACGGUGAAAUAGUGAAUUAACUGGGAGCACUAAAAAUCCCGUAAUUCCCCCUUAUUUCAUGUGGUCCAUUCCCAUUACAAAGCCUGAGGUUCAAUUCCUUGUGCUUUGUUUCCCGCCGCGGAACAACAUGGCGGCAGCGGCGUUGAAAGCGUACCAGCUGCUGGAGGUGAACCUCAUCUCGGCGCAGGAUCUGGAGCCGCUCACCAAGAAGAUGCGGACCUACUGCAAAUCAUGGGUCCAUCCCAACAGGAAGCUCACGUCUUGCGUCGACACGGACGGCGCCCACAACCCCACGUGGAACGACAAGUUCGUUUUCAGGGUUAACGACGACUUCCUCCGUCAUGAUUCCUCCGCCGUCAUGAUCGAGAUCUACACCAACCACUGGUUCAAAGACGCCCUCGUCGGCACCGUCAGGCUCCUCGUCGGAAACCUCUUCCCCGCCCCCAACGUCGGCAUGCGCUUCAUCGCCCUUCAGGUGCGGCGGCCGUCCGGGCGCCCGCAGGGAAUUCUGAACAUCGGCGUGGCGUUGCUGGACGGGUGUCUCCGGAGCAUGCCGAUGUACAAAGGGUGCAGUUCGGCAGUUGGAUAUCGCGACCUCAUGCUCGAUCUCCCGACAAAUCUUGAACAAGGCAACAACGACGCCGGGCCUAUGCUGCUCCGCUCAAGAAGCGAGCGCAGCAUCUACUCCUCCAUGGUCGCCGGGAAGCCCUUAGCUAAAAGCAGCUCCAUCCUCAGCAUUUCCGAACCAAUGGAGUCCUUCACCAUAACUACUAAAGGGAAGGGAAAAGCGAGCUCUGCCAUCAACGCUGCAGAGCUCAUAGAAAAGCCAAACAAAAAAGGCAAGGCGUCUUCAGUUCUUAGUGAUUCCGUCUUCAGCAAGACCUCCAGCUUCAAACAAAAGGCUGUUUUGGACAACAACAAACCAGUUGCUAAUGACCAAGUUGUUUCCAUUGGCAAGCCUCUUCAAUUAGUCGCUGGAGGGCCCCACAAGCGAGGCGGCUCUAUUCUGUCCGCCUCUGAGAUCGGGCCCUCAGUGUCUGAAGUGGCGGCCGCCAUGCUGACGGCCGAGAGGAGAUACCCUCUAGCUGAAAACGAAAGCUCCAUCCUCGACGGAUGGAGCUUGGACGAGAGCACAGAAGGGCUCAAGUCGAAGCUGCAGAGGUGGAGGACGGAGCUGCCGCCCUUGUAUGAUCAUCACGGUUACUCUUCCACCAGCGACAAAUCCUCAGCUCACACUCGUAGCCGCAGCGACACUUCCACGGGCCUCUUCUCCUGCUUCGGGAACAUCUGCGGCUACGAGUGCCAGUGCAUCAUAGGUCAGCCACCCAGCCCGCAGCGGAGGAGGAGCCGCGGAAGCAGGUUUAGCUCUGUUGGCAGCCCAUCAUCGUCACUGCUUUGAGACUACGUCGAAUACAGCAGUUGAACAAAUUCAGUGAAUAGGCAUUGCUACUGUUUUUUCUAAAUUUCUUUUUUCUUUUUUCGUGUUCUGCAUAACAUUAUUUAUGUUGUUUUAGUGUAAAUUGUAAUAAAUUCUUUUGUUUUUACAACCUUUUUCAAAAUCU